Molecule: messenger RNA, 870 nt
Organism: Dictyostelium purpureum
Lineage: Eukaryota; Evosea; Eumycetozoa; Dictyosteliales; Dictyosteliaceae
Exons: 1
Coding region: 1-870 (289 amino acids)
Molecular function (GO): acetyltransferase activity
Source: RefSeq, a predicted model, not a curated record
AUGUUAACAGAGUUUCAAUUAAGUUUUUAUAAAAGAAUCAAUGUUGAACCAAUAUUAAAUCUCAAAUUCGAGGAUUUGUUUUUAAUUUUGGAUGCUUGUUGCUCUACCUUUUCUUUUGAAAAUUUAGAUGUUAUUCAAGAUGAUAUUAAAGAGGUUACAAAAGAAACAAUUUAUAACCAGAUAGUACUAAAUGAAAAUGGGGGUUUAUGUUUUAAAUUAAACGGUUUAAUAUAUUAUUUUCUUCAAGAAAGUGGCUUUAAAGAUAUUUCUUUGGUUACAGGAGUAGUUGUUAGUGGACCAAACCCAAAUAGAGCCGCGGGUGCACAUGUUGCUAUUAUAUUAGUUAAUGAAAAUAAAAAAUACUAUAUUGAUAUAGGUUUUGGCGGGUUUACACCUAUUUUACCUAUACAAAUAGAUGAAGUGGAAGAAAUAACCAAAAGCAAAAAUGGUUUGUUUAGAAUUGUUAAGGAGGAAAACGAGGCAAUUAAUUAUUUAGGAAAAAAACAAUAUUAUACUCACAAGAUGCAAUUCAAAAAAGAAGAUGAUUAUAUUGAUGAAAAUUUAAAGCAAUGGAUUUCAACUUUUUUUUUCAAUUUAGAACCACUUCAAGAGAGUUAUUUAAAUACAUCCCAAAAAAUUAUGAUAAUUGAAAAAAUAGAUUUGGCUAUUGGUCCAAUGGUUUUUAAAUUUAUAGAUGGCGGUGUUGCAACUCUAACCAGAAACUACCUUACAAUUACAACUAAUAAUGGAAAAAAAACUAAAAACCCAAUACACUCAAAUGAUCACUUUAACGAAAUUUUAAAAAGUAUUUUUAAUAUUAAUAACCAACUAAUAUUCUCAAAUAAAAAUAAAAAUGUUGAAUGGGAUUAA